This is a messenger RNA of Purpureocillium lilacinum, 3678 nucleotides long. RefSeq lists its product as uncharacterized. The record is from RefSeq and is a predicted model, not a curated record. Gene Ontology annotation, cellular component: Cdc73/Paf1 complex. Gene Ontology annotation, biological process: regulation of DNA-templated transcription; transcription elongation by RNA polymerase II. NCBI's taxonomy places the organism in Eukaryota, Fungi, Ascomycota, Sordariomycetes, Hypocreales, Ophiocordycipitaceae. Gene Ontology annotation, molecular function: RNA polymerase II complex binding.
AUGGUGGCCGCCACGAAUGGCACGACAAACGGCGUGACGAAUGGCGAUGCCGCCGCCGCUCCCGUCAGCACUCGCUUCUCCGACAUCCCCUCGGCCAUCGACAUCCCCGUCCAGGGUGACCAGGAGGACGAAGCCGUCGAGAUCGACCUUGAAGACCUCCUCGACGACCCCACCGAGCUCUGCACUCUCUUCGAGAACGAACAUGCGGCCAAGACAUACUGGAUGACUGUCGCGCUCGCCUACGCGAAGCAGAAGAAGAUCGACCAUGCCAUCGAGAUGCUCCUUCGCGGCGCCAGCUCCAUCAGCAAUAGCGGCAACCCUCGCGACAAGGUCAGCAUGAUCUGCUGUCUGUGCUGGAUGUACCUGUGGAAAAGCCGCGAGGCACCCCGAGUCGCCCCCGAUGGUAUCCGCGUCUCCGAGGCCAAGACAAAGGAGUACUACCUCCAGCUCGCCACGUCUUCGCUCAACGACGCCGCUCGACUCAACCCGUCCUUCCCGCCCAUCUUCCUAGCCAGAGGCGUCUUGCUCCUCCUCAGGGCCUCGCUACAGGCGCCUGCAAAGACUGCUGGCGGCAUCGGCACCGAAAAGAACGAGCUUCUCAAGACGGCCGUCAAAUCAUUCGACGACGCCCUGCGAGUAUCACAAGGAAAGAACAUGCUGGCCCUCAUGGGAAAAGCCCGAGCAUUCUUCUCCAUGCACAAGUACCCGAACGCCUUGACGGCGUACCAGGACGUGCUUCAGAAGAUGCCUGACUUGGUGGAUCCGGACCCGAGAAUUGGCAUCGGGUGCUGCUUCUGGCAGCUCGGCUUCAAGGAGGACGCCAAGGUCGCGUGGGAGAGAUCGCUUGAAAUCAGCCCCAACUCGACCGUCGCCAACAUCCUCUUGGGCCUGUUCUACCUCGAUGCCAGUGGCCACGUGCCCGUCAACAGCGACGACUUCCUGAAGCUGUACAAGAAGGCCAUGACCGAGUAUACCCAGAAGUCAUUCAAGCUGGACAAGGAGCUACCCCUCACCUGCGCGACAUUCUCUAGCUACUUCCUCUCCCGGAAAGCCUGGGACAAUGCGGAGAAGCUGGCGCACAAGGCCAUUCAGUACACGGACGUCAAUGCCAUCGCUAGUGACGGCUGGUAUUUGUUGGCACGCAAGGCUCACUACAAUGGCGAUACCGACAAGGCGAGCGACUACUACCGUCGUGCCGAUGACGCGCGAGGUGGCACAGACACGGGCUAUUUACCCGCCAAGUUUGGCGUCGCGCAGUUGUCCGUCCUCAAGAACGACCUGGGUGAAGCCAAGCUGCGGCUGGAGAAGAUGAUUCAGCAGUCCAAGAGCCACGAGGCCAUGAUUCUCCUCGGCACAAUCUACGCAGAGGAGAUUUUUGCCAGCCAGAAGAGCGAUGUCAAAGAGGACAAGUCGUCCGAGAUGAAGAAGGCCAUCACGCUCCUCGAAGGCGUGCGAAGCGCUUGGAAGGACCCCAAGAAGGCGCUCGCCCCGGAUUCUUCCGUCUUGCUCAACUUGGCUCGCCUAUACGAGACCGAGCAGCCCGACAAGGCCUUGCAGUGCUUGCAACAGGUCGAGCAACUCGAGCUGGCCCAGAUCCCGGAUUCAGAACGACCCGAGGCGGCCGACGACGCGGAGGCUCAGGCAGCUAUAAGGAAGCUGUUGCCUCCGCAGCUCCUCAACAACAUCGGCUGCUUCCACUACCAGUCGGAGAAGCACGACUUGGCCAGCGAUAUGUUUGAGGCAGCGUUGGGCGCCUGCAUGCGGAUUGGCGAGAAAGACCCUGAAAUGGACACGGACGCGCUCGUCUCGACCAUCAGCUUCAACCUCGGCAGGACAUAUGAGUCCAGAGGGUUGACUGACAAGGCCGUGGAAGUGUAUGAGGGCCUGCUCGCUCGCCACGACGACUACACCGAUGCCCGCACGAGACUGGCGUACAUUAAGCUCAGGAGAAACCCGAACAAGGAGGGGCCCGAUGCCGUGGCCAAGCUGUACCAGGAGAACACGAGCGAUCUGGAAGUCCGCGCGCUGUACGGCUGGUAUCUCGGCAAGGUCCACUCCCGCAAGCGACCUUCGAAUAUUGUCGAGGAUCAUGAGUUCCGACAUUACAAGCACACCUUGCAAAACUACGAUAAGCACGACAGGUAUGCCCUAGUAGGCAUGGGCAACCUGUACCUGCUGCAAGCGAGAGAGAUGCGACGCGAGACGGACCAGGAGAAGCAGAAGCGCAGCGCCAUCUACGGCAAGGCCGUCGAGUUCUUCGAGAAGGCUCUGUCCUUGGACCCCAAGAAUGCGUAUGCGGCACAGGGAGUCGCCAUCGCCUUGGUAGAAGAUAAGAAGGACUACAAGUCGGCACUCCCCAUCUUCAAUCAGGUCCGAGAGACAGUCAGAGACUCGCACAUCUACGUCAACCUGGGUCAUAUCUACUGCGAGCUGAAGCAAUACUCAAAAGCCAUCGAGAACUACGAGAUUGCGCUGUCCAAGGACGGCAAGGCAAACGACCCCGUGAUUCUCUCCUGCCUAGGCCGAACUUGGUUGAACAGGGGACGAAGUGAGCGAGACGCGGACUCUUGCGUUAAGGCCCUUGAGUGCGCGAAAAAGGCUCUGGAAGUCGCCCCCGAACAAGUUCACUACAAGUUCAACGUCGCCUUCGUGCAGAUCCAGCUGGUUACCACCCUGCAGGCCCUGCCGGAGAACCGGCGGACGCUGGAGCAACUCGAGCAAGCGGCGGAGGGCUUGGAGGCUGCCAUCGAGUCCCUGGACAACAUCGCCACGCAGCCUCAAACCCCGUACCCCAAGCACGAUGUCGAGCAGCGCGCCAACAUGGCCCGCAACACGCUGCGGAAGCAGCUCGAGAGAGCCAUCGGCAAGCAGAAGGAGUGGGAGGAGAUGAACCAGGAGAAGAUCAAGGCGGCCAGGGACCAGCGAGACGCCGAGAUCAAGCGCCGCGAGGCCGAGCGAGAGGCCGUGCUGGCCAAGGAGCGCGAGCGGCAGGAGAAGAUCAAGAAGGAGCGAGAGGUGAUCGCCGCCCGCGACCGAAUGCUGGCGGAACAGCGCGCCGAGCUAAAGGCCGAGGAGCUGCGCGAGCAGCAGGCCCGCAAGGAAGCGGAGCUCACGACGGACGAGGAGACGGGCCAAAAGGUCAAGCGCAAGCGCAAGCCCAAGAAGCCGACGGAGCGGAGGGCGCGGAAGAAGGGCGAGCGCGACGACGCGGAUGAGGACUCUCAGGAGGAGUCGCAUACCAAGAAGAGACGCCGCCUCACCAAGAAGGAGUCGAGCAAGUACAAGUCGGCCGAGAUCGUCGUCGACAGCGACGAGGACGAGGACGAGGACGCGCUUGAGCGCGCGGAGCGGAACCUGGAGAGGAGCGGCACGGUCGGCUCGGACGAGGAUGAGGACGCGGGUGGCGCCGCCGCCGAUAAGAUGGACGUGGACGAGGACGACCAGCAGGCGGAGCAGGGCGGCGACGCGGGCGAGGACGAGGAGGACGAGGACACGGCACCGCGCCAGGCUCAACAGAAGAGAGCCCGGCGGGGUCGCGUCGUCGAGUCCGACGAGGAAGAGGAAGAAGAGGCAGAAGAGGGCAACAGCCCCCCCGCCGGCGGCGAUGAGGACAGCCCCGCGGCGGCGGCGGCGGACGAGACCCUGCGCGACGUGGGCGAUGAGGACGAGGACGAGUAG